GUUUUCUAUCGCGAUAACUGCUAUUGAAAGUUAGGAAAUCUCGCGAGGGUUGCAGUGAGUGGGCCUCUCCAAGAAGGUGUGCUUCAUGGCGGUUACGGAGACUGCGAAUUUGUUGAAUUGUUAAAGCUUCCCCAUCAGUGCUCUUCCCCUUGGGGGCUUUCCUGCCUCAGUCUGGUGGACCCAGCGAUUAGCGGGUUGCGUAGGGAGGUGCAGCUCUGACGAUGGAGAAUGGACAGAGCACAGGCUCCAAGCUUGGCCUGCCGCCUCUCACCCCAGAGCAGCAGGAGGCACUUCAGAGGGCAAAGAAGUAUGCCAUGGAACAAAGCAUUAAGAGUGUGUUGGUGAAGCAGACCAUUGCCCAUCAGCAACAACAGCUCACCAACUUGCAGAUGGCAGCAGUGACAAUGGGCUUUGGAGAUCCUCUCUCACCUUUACAAUCGGUGGCAGCUCAGCGGCAACGUGCACUAGCGAUCAUGUGUCGGGUGUAUGUGGGCUCCAUAUACUAUGAGCUUGGUGAGGACACCAUCAGACAGGCCUUUGCCCCGUUCGGCCCAAUCAAGAGCAUUGACAUGUCUUGGGAUUCGGUUACAAUGAAGCACAAGGGGUUUGCCUUUGUGGAGUAUGAUGUGCCAGAGGCUGCACAGCUGGCUCUGGAGCAGAUGAACUCGGUCAUGUUGGGAGGCCGGAACAUUAAGGUUGGGCGGCCAAGUAACAUCGGUCAGGCGCAACCCAUCAUUGACCAACUGGCAGAGGAGGCGCGCGCCUUUAACCGGAUCUACGUGGCGUCUGUCCACCCUGACCUGUCAGAUGAUGACAUCAAGAGUGUGUUUGAGGCCUUUGGAAGGAUCAAGUCUUGCACGUUAGCCAGAGACCCCACCACAGGGCGACACAGAGGCUUUGGCUUCAUUGAGUAUGAAAAGCCUCAGUCAGCCCUGGAUGCUGUGUCUUCUAUGAACCUCUUUGACCUGGGGGGUCAGUACCUGCGGGUGGGCAAAGCAGUGACUCCGCCCAUGCCCUUACUGACCCCCACGACCCCAGGUGGUCUGCCGCCUGCUGCAGCUGUGGCUGCAGCGGCAGCCACCGCUAAGAUAACGGCCCAGGCAAGUAUGAAUCCCUUCCAAAGGGAUUUAAUGGCCUUCCAGGAGGCUGUAGCCGGCGCAUCAGUCUUGGGGGCGUUAGCUGCGCCCCAACUUCUCGGUCAGCAAAUGGGAAUACCUCAGGCUGUUAUGGCUGCCCAGGCACCGGGGGUCAUCACAGGUGUGACUCCGGUGCGUCCUCCCAUACCAGUGCUUCCCCAGGUUGGUCUCGUGAACCCCGUGCUCGCAUCGCCGCCAGUCCUGUCUAGUCAAGCUGGUGGCUCCAGCCAACAAGAGAAGAAGGAGGAGAAGGAGGAGAUGCUUCUGGACGGCACGGGGCAGGAGAUGCUGAGCGACCAGGAGCACAUGAGCAUCUCGGGCAGCAGCGCCAGACAUAUGGUGAUGCAGAAAUUGCUCAGAAAAUCAGAGUCCACGGUGAUGGUUCUUCGAAAUAUGGUCGGACCAGAAGACAUCGACGACGACCUAGAAGGCGAGGUGACGGAGGAGUGCGGGAAGUUUGGCUCCGUAAACAGAGUCAUCAUAUACCAGGAAAAGCAGGGAGAGGAGGAGGACGCAGAUAUCAUUGUCAAAAUCUUUGUAGAGUUUUCCAUGGCCUCCGAGAUGAACAAAGCGAUCCAGGCCCUCAAUGACCGCUGGUUCGGGGGUCGCAAAGUUGUCGCAGAAGUGUAUGACCAAGAUCGUUUCAACAGCAGUGACCUCUCUGCAUGAAGUAUCUGAAGCGGUUCACCAGCACCCAUCCCCAUACCUGUCGCCCAUUUCAGCCACAGUCACUGCAGCUAAAGAUAUGGGCCUCUGAAACUUGUAAUUAUAUUUUUAUUUUGUUCUUUUUUUAAAAAAAAAAACAUUGCUGUUGAUAUUCAUGUUGAAAGCUCCACUGAGGGGGUAUUCAUGAUAAUAUUUCUGUGUCCAAUUUUUUUUUAGUUCUUUUUUUUUUUUUUUGCUUUGUGAUCUGUGAAGACUCCCUACUGGUGCAAGUUUAAAAAAUAUUUUGUAAUCCGAUCUUGUACAACAUAUAGGUUCUCCUGGUUUAGCCCCUUUUUGUUUUCUUUCAUGAAAUUGCCGGGACAUGUAAACACUUUUCUUUCUACAAUUAAAGGUUAUUGUUUGUCCACAAAA
Messenger RNA from Acanthochromis polyacanthus (spiny chromis), 2213 nucleotides. RefSeq names its product poly(U)-binding-splicing factor PUF60. The transcript has 12 exons. Bases 222 to 1805 code for a protein of 527 amino acids. Gene Ontology annotation, cellular component: precatalytic spliceosome; catalytic step 2 spliceosome. Gene Ontology annotation, molecular function: RNA binding. The record is from RefSeq and is a predicted model, not a curated record. Gene Ontology annotation, biological process: mRNA splice site recognition; regulation of alternative mRNA splicing, via spliceosome; alternative mRNA splicing, via spliceosome. Lineage: Eukaryota; Metazoa; Chordata; Actinopteri; Pomacentridae.